This is a messenger RNA of Zingiber officinale, 4235 nucleotides long. RefSeq names its product protein SAWADEE HOMEODOMAIN HOMOLOG 2-like. The coding region runs from base 191 to 1162 and encodes 323 amino acids. Lineage: Eukaryota; Viridiplantae; Streptophyta; Magnoliopsida; Zingiberales; Zingiberaceae. The record is from RefSeq and is a predicted model, not a curated record. The transcript has 6 exons. Gene Ontology annotation, molecular function: chromatin binding; DNA binding.
AUCCGCAUACAGUUACACAUCUACAGUCUAUUGAGGCGGACGCAGGUAAACGAACGAGCAUGGUGACGGCUGUUGAGCGCGUUCGAGUUUGAUCGGUUCCUGGUGCUCCUGCCUUACUCUCCGUCCUCCCACUUCGCUCCUCUGUCUUCUUUACCUUCUCCUACCCUCUGUCUCCCGCCGGAGAUCCGCGAUGGGUCGGCCCCCGCACGGCGGCGGACCCGUCUUCCGAUUCACUCAGAACGAGGUGUUGGAGAUGGAAUCUUGUUUGCAAGAAGUGAAUAAUUCAAUACCACCUCGAGAGAUUAUAAGUGCGCUUGCAGAUAAAUUUAGUCAAUCCUCUGAGCGAGCUGGGAAGAUUGUUGUGCAAUCAAAGCAGGUAUGGAAUUGGUUCCAGAAUAGGAGAUAUGCACAGAGAGCAAAGUUGAGCAAGCCAGCUGCAAAGUUAAAUAUUGUGCCUAUGCAUCGAGAAGAAUCAAUUCCAUUUGCAAAUGUGGCUGCUCCUAUUUCUGCUCCUACUGGGGUCUACUCUACUUGGGAAGAAAGCAACUUGGCUAUACAAGACUUGGAACAUCCCUACUUUAAGGGUUUUUACUCUCUGGAAGAAGCUUUUACAGUUGCUAGGGCGAAACUUGGAAGUGAGCUUGAAGACAGUUCUACUCACACGUCAGAAGGUGCUGCAAAAGUCCACAGGCUCGACUAUUUGACUUUAACCCAACUCAAAGAACAAAAUAAGGCUACAACCUUACAAAGGACCUCUAAAACUCGUUUAGCAAGUUUUCCAAACACUAUUCCUGAAGACAUUACCAUAUACGUACGCAGUUUAACUAAAAAAUCAACUUUACAAACUUUUAUGGAACUAUGUGAAGCUCUGAAAGCUUUUCAUAAAACUCCUCCUGAUGGUAUGACAAUAGUCUAUGAGGCUGAGUUCAGCCCCAAACUUAAAUGCCAAAAGAAAGACCCACCUUGUAUUGACUUUGACAAAUAUAGCUGUCAAUGCCAACUUAUUUACUCUUUUCGCAGAGCCAAUAUGGAUUAUGAAACUUACACAAACACUGCCUACAAAGGCCGAAUUAUUACUCCUUUUACUUUACUAGACUAUGGUCUCCUGCAUAAUUAUGGAUCCAUGAUCCCGAUUCAGUUAAAGACUUUCUCACGAAAUUGAGCACAACACAUUUGAUAGUACUCCACCUGAAUGGCUGGAACUCAAAAUCAAACUCACUCGACAUCUAGUUAAAAUUGACGUUAAUAAGGUUGGUGGUUACCAAGUAGAACUAGAAGACUACCCAUUCGACCCAGACUUUGAUUGAGAAGCUCCUCCCGCUUUUGCUGAUCAACUCAAACAUUGGUGUGCCUCUAUCCAAGGAACACAUUGGGGAUGAGACAAAAUUGAAGAUCCAGACACUUAUUUUCUAGUAGGAAAAACUUUCACCGAGAAAAUUUACAAGCCAAAGGAAAUGGGUACUAGAUUUUUUCCGUUCAAUUUUACUACCCAGCAUACUACUCUAUUUCAUCAUUAUUAAAGGAAGACGAAAAGAAUGAGUAACAAACGGCUAGCAAGUUAAACACUUUCAUCCAGAGCCUACCGGGCUGCCCUGGCUAGGUACAGAGCACCAACCCAAGCGUUAAGCUCACAAGCUCCAUCUUUGGAUUCCACAGGAGAACAGAAUAUAGAUAACAUGAUUGACCCCUAAAAAUUGGACCCACUCUACAGUAACUUCACCAAAAUUACACAACUAAUAAAAUAUCAUUGGACACAAACUCAAUAUCAUCGGACACAAACUCAACAUCAAAUUUAUUCUACUUCUCCAUAAUUUUCAACUUGUUCUUCAUCGGAUACAAACUCAAUAUCAUCAUUAUGAUUCUCUUAUUCUUCGAACGCAAAAUCAUCCUCGUAAAGUUCUCUCACUCUAGAGCUUCUUCGGAGUUGUAAAUUUUCAAAUGCUCCACUUGCUUUAUCAACCAUUUGCCGUGUGAGCCCAAAACCUAGUUCAACUUCAUCAUCUUCUCCACCAUGCAUAAUCCAACUUUUGCAUUUGAAGCAUCUUUUGUAAGAAGGGCAUCGACAUUUUUUUUUUUUUUGUUUAUUCAACAAUCUAGCAUUAAAUUAGACAAACACUAGAUUGUUCAAUCUGUUGACAUCCAACCUAUUUCUUUUCUUUGUAUGAAUCUUCAAAGAGAGAGAGUAAAUAUUAUAGUUAGUAACAUGAAUAUAAAACUUUAAAAAUUAAUACUUUAAUUAAAGACUUAAAGUUUAAAGCUUACUCCUUUGAAUGCACUCCAAUUUCUUUCACAUCCAGAUGAACUUGAAGUUAAUGAAAGUAUCCUCGAUGUCACUCUUAGCAAGUUGGGUGUGUGAGCACCGUAUGUACUUCACUAUACACAUGGAUCAAAUGUAUCAUCAUUUUUUUUCCACAUACUUUUGCUCCUAAUGUUUUUCCAAAUAACCUAGUCUUGUCUCUAUUUUGUCAAUUCCUUGUUAAUAAUUGUAUCUUGUAGAUCUAACCCAUUGGCAUACAAAGUUUUCAUACAUUCAAAAAUCCUCGUCGCGACCUCCUCAUAAUGCAAUAGAACUAUCUUUAUAAAAAAUAGGGAUUCAAUAAAAAUGCAGUGGUAUGCAAUAAUAUGUCAAGUCUAUCCUUUAUUUUUGACUCAAUUAAUAGGUUGAUAAUUUGAUUCUACGUUCAGGGCCACCUUGAUGCCUUCUUUAGUUUGAAAAAGUUCCCCAUAUAGAAACCCUAUCGAUGGCUUUCUAUAUCCAUCUAUCAAUCAAAGAAGUCUACCAAAUGAGCAAAUAUUGUCAAACAAAAUGUCACACCAUUCCAAAAACUCAUGCUCAUCACAGUAGAGUAAAUCAAUUUCCCUUUGUUUUUAACCAUUUACAUUUCUCCUACAUAUCACUUGUAAACAUGACACUUAAACUAUUUUUUUUUCAAUCAAAUUUUGCAAUGUGAGGAAAUUUGAUGCAAAUCUAGUAACUCCUGGCCGGACUAUGUCUCUCUUCUUCGUGAAACUUCUCAUCAAUGACAAAGUCUUAUGGUAAGCAUAAAUGAAAAUGGUAAAAGACUUGGCUUGCUCAAUAACCUUUUUAUAUCGUGGAAGCUUGCCAAUACUUUCAAGCCUGAGAUUAACAGUGAAUUGCACAUGAAACUCCAAAAUAUAUCAAAUCGAUUUUCUCUCAUCAAUUUAGCUGCAGUCAUAUUGUUAGUGGCAUUGUCUGUCAUAAUCUGAAUAAUAUUCUGAGCUCCUACUUGUUCAACACAUUUGUCAACAUACUAAAAAAAAAAGGUCAACUAUAUAUGCCUCGUUUCAAGACUCCUUAGAUUCUAAAAAUGUAGUACUCAGCUUGCAAUUCACACAUAUUUAAGAUGCUUUUUCAUUUUCUAUCACUCCAUUCAUCUAUCAUGAUUGAGCGCUCAUUCUUUGCAUAUUCUUCUUCAUGUUUCUUUAGCAGUUGCUUUGCUCUUUCAACUUCGGCUUUCAACAGUGGCUCCCUAAGUUGAUAUUGAGUUGGAGGCUUGAAUCUUGGUCCAAAUUGACUCACUGCCUUCAUUAGUUGCUUGAAGCUAUCAUUAUCAACGAUAGUGAAUGAGAUUCCAUUUUCAUAAACCCAUCUCCCAACAUAUUGUUGAACUUGUUGAGUUCUCUCUUUAAAAAGAGUCUCAUUUAUAUCUUUUUGGCGAAGUACUUUACUCCCACUAGAACCUAUAUUUUUUGGAAUAAUUGCCGAUGCAUAUCUAUCCAUGGGGUUAAGUAGAAGAGGUUUUUUAAUUCCAUCUAUCCCUUCAAUUUUAGGACCUUUUUCUUCGUCUAGAAAAAUAGUCACCUCUACUUUACAGCUUUGUUCUCCAAUUAUUUUGUUCCUCUUUAUGUUUCUCCCUUCUAAAAUAGUUUGUGUGCACUUAUUUUUAUCUUCUUGAGAUGCUUUUCGACAACCAGAUACAUUUUCAAGUAUAUUUGUUAUGAGCUCAUUGAUCCUAUACACUCCCUCGAUAUCGUUUUUUCAUAUAACUUGUAUUUAAUUUUGUCGAGGUUCUUAGUAUCAAUCAACAUCCAAACUCUCAUCCGAUGUCAUUUGACUUUCUCCUAAGAAUCCCGAAUUCGGGUUGAGUGACGGCGUCGUCGAAGAUGCUCGCCAUUGUAAUUGUGAUAAUCUAAAAAGUGAUUUAAGAAUAAAUUUAUAAAUAUAAAAUAGUAAAAAAAUAUUAAUAUAAAUUAGUAAAAUAAUAUUAUCAGAU